AACUCUGGAUGAAAGGCAAAAUCAACAGUUCUAUAAUCGAAAUAGAAAAUAAGAACAAAAUGAAAUUUGGGAUUUUUGGUAGCAAGAAGAAAGAUGGGCAUGAAGCCGAUCCUACUGCUGGCGUUUUAUCGGACCCGGAAGAGGCAGAGAGCGGGGUGAACAUGAAAUGGAAUGACAUGUAUGUUGAAAUCGACGAUGAUGCCAACGAAACCAUUGCGAACGAAAGCUAUAACAGCACAACCGAAAAACGGUGUGGCGGUCGCACGAUUCCUGGGUCGAUGUCAGAGCCAACGAUGGAUGGUUCUAGGAUGAAUUCCGCCUUUGUAAACAAGUCUUUCGCAAACAAUGAGGAAAAGCAGGAUGAUGGCCCUGAUUCACUAGAAGUUCCAAGCAACGCUGACAGUGGUACCAUUACCAAUUCUACGACGGAGGAUUGCACGAUCAACGUGGACGAUUUACCCGACCAUCUUCCUCAAGGUGUCGAAACCAACUCGAAGGAUUUUUCGAUCACAAACAAUGGAAAAUACCUGUCAAACAACUACUUUGCCAAUGCGCAACUGAUGAGAUGGAAACACGCCGCAGAAGAAGGUCCGAUCUUUAUCCAGGUGCUCGCGGCAUUGGCUGCCAUUGGUGCCAUGACAACCACAAUCUAUCCUCUCGUAACAUUCUAUACCGUCUGGACAGCCCCGCUUUGUAUAUGUGCAUUGCAUACAACUGUACUGUGCAGUCUGAUUGUUACCUUCGAAAUGCGUGCCUGGUGUGUCCGAAAUCCGAUGAGCUUGAGAGCAAGAAUUCGCAACUUGUUGGUUCGAUAUCUGAAUGUCCUACGCUUCUUGUGGGGUCGAGGAUUGCUGUAUAUAUUUGCCGGUUCCAUGAACAUUACAAUUUACUACAAGCCCUACACAUCCUACUCUGGUUUCACCUUGAUAGCGCUGGGAAUCUUGGCCAUUAUGGUGGGUGGAAGCUCCGCACUCAACCUCGAACACCUACGUCUUUCGCUGACUGAUCGUUCCUUCCUUUGGAGCAAAUUUGUGGAAGCCGAUUCCGAUAGCGACAACAUGAUCAAUCUCACCGACUUUUCGAAUCUUAUCUGGAGCCUCGGCUUGGAACUGGACGAUUUCUAUACCUACCGUGCUUUUUCCGACGUCGACAAGCGAUCGCAUUCGCACAUUACUUUCGAUGAGUUUCAAUACUGGUGGAUGGCAAGCCAGGAUGGCGAUGAAACUGUUUUAACAAUGGCCGUAAGCAAAAUUUCGGCGUUCCCAUCGGUUGCACCCUCGCAUUAUGCUGUUGCAAACUCAAAUUACGUUCCUAAACACAUUAAGGAUCACAUUCCUGCUCACAUUAAGGUAUAAAUUGUGUGGAGAGAGAAAGAAAGAGGUAGAGAGCGAGAAAAAAGAAACAUGCCGUCCUCAACAAACAAUAUUCUCAACG
Messenger RNA from Pseudo-nitzschia multistriata, 1434 nucleotides. The record is from the annotation of a GenBank genome assembly. NCBI's taxonomy places the organism in Eukaryota, Bacillariophyta, Bacillariophyceae, Bacillariales, Bacillariaceae.